Molecule: messenger RNA, 6888 nt
Organism: Pogona vitticeps (central bearded dragon)
Lineage: Eukaryota; Metazoa; Chordata; Lepidosauria; Squamata; Agamidae
Source: RefSeq, a predicted model, not a curated record
UCGCAUAGAGAUGCCGUCAUCGCCAGCUGCUGGAGCGGGAAAGUUCGGACGCUGAAGAGAGAAAGUGACCUGGGCGCGCGUCGCUUUGGCACCGCUUGAGGGCGAGUCGCUUGCUUUUGGUAAAACGGCCACGGAGGGAAGGAAGUAUGGAAUUUGAAAGCACAACAGUAGUAUAAUAUUAUUUCACCAACGUGAUGGCUUGUCAGGAGUUUACUGUUUUAUACACACAUCAGAAGACUAAAAAAUCCAAAGUAUGGCAAGAUGGUAUUUUGAAGGCCACUGUUGGGGGGAAUAAGGCAGUCUUAUUUGAUGAGAAAGGACAGAUUUUGGAUAAUAUUUUUGUGAAGUUUCAGAUAAAACCUGGAGAUGACUUAGAAUGUGAACGAUAUUUAAUCACGAUAGAAGGUGAAAAGGUUUCUGGAAUGGGUUCUAGUGAUCAGCAGAAGGUCACGGAAAGAGAAGUAUUAAGAAGAAAUAAUUUAAAGUCCUUUGCAUCUUCAUCCUUCCACCAGCCAGUUGGUCUAAAGCGAAAAUAUACAGGUUUCAGAGUGCCACGUCAGAUGCCAAAGAAAAUGAUAAUGGAGGAAUCUAGCUCAGUAGUAUCUCCAACGCCUGAGGAUAUUCAUUCAGUCUUUCCUUCUCAGUUCUACAAUUCCUGCCCAUUAUUUUCUGCUCCUUGCAAGAAGAAGGAGAACGUUUGCCAACUUCCAAUCAUUGAGGAUGUUUGUAUGAAGAAAACUGAUUCUGUCCCUGUACUGGCUUCCAUUCCUUAUGCUGAUGAAUAUAAAGUGGUACAAAGGGAAGCCCAUAGUACUAAUAGUGCAGAUGAUACAUGUCUGAAGCUUGAAUUUCAUGUGGAUGAUGGAAGAAUCAGUUCAGACUGCCAGAAAAGUACUGAUAAAGCAGUCUCACAGAAUGUCAGGAGUAAAGCUCAGAUUUUAGCACUUCUGAGCAAGGAGCAUAAGGAUUUCAAUACCUCACCAGUGGGAAAUACUGUUUCAGUGAAAAAUCUAGCACUGGCAUCAGUGAAGUUAGACUCUCAUCAGGAAGGUCUGUCUUUAUCUGAGCCACCAAGAACUACAGACUCUUUGUUAAGAGAGAAGACAAAAUGUCUGUUAGGAUCCACAAACAACACUAUCCAAGAGAACACAGAAUAUAGUAAGUUAUUUUUCUCCUCAAAAAGAAAUGUUCAAACAAAAAGCCAGUGGGAUGCAUACUUGUCCUCAUGUUUCGCUGAAGAGUCUUCUAACAUAGAUGAUGCAGAAAACAAGAAUGCUAGUGAUUUGCAGGCAGUUUUGAAAGACAAAGAGAACAACACCAUUAGAAGUCAGCAAAAUAAAAAUCAGAGAACAAUUCCCCAAGUAUCUUCUUUGGAAAUCAAUAUGUCUCCUAUUAGUAAACACUCUGUCAAACACCAACAACAUAGCUUCAUAUCACCUGACUCCAUUAACAAUAAAAAUAGUGACACUGAAAUUACAUCAUCUUUUGAUCAUAUUAAUUAUUUAGACUGUAUUAGUGCCUCAAAAAUAUUAGAAGAUGAACUCUCCAAAUCCAGUAAACAUAUGAUGUGUGAUAAUUUGGCAAAGUCUGGCAAUGAGUCACCAAAUGAAUCUUAUCCAGUUGGUUCUCAGUGUUUUUCAAAUGCCUCUGUGUGUGGAGACCUGGGUGACCCAAAUAAGCAGUUAACAGAGGUUAACUUCAAUCUAUUGGAGACAGUAGAUUUGAGUGACACAGAGGAUGAAGAGUUUCAUGUAAGUAACAUGCUUUCACAAGGCUCAAAAUCUUUUGAAGAGGACACUGGAAUACAACUUGAGGUCAGUGUUGAAACGAACCAUAAUGCAAAAAUAUAUAAUAAUGGGAAGAAAGAUAAUGUGCAGCCAGCAUCUCAACAGGACAGAGAUAUGAAUUACUUUUCAAGAUCUCAGCCUUUGCAGCUUUGUGAUGAAUUCCCUGAAAAGUCUAAUAAAAUGGAGAAUGGUUCAGUUCUUCCUUUCAUAAAAGAGUUACAACAUUCUCAAGCUUUAGCUGUCGGUGAGAAGGGAGAUACAAAUGCAGCAAUUUAUCAAAAUGUAUAUGAUGACAAAGCUGUUCUUUGUACAGGCUUGUUAAGAGAAGAAGAUGUUUCCUGCAAAAUGAAUCGAAGAACUGAUCUUACAAAAAUGAGCAUGCUUCCACAUGUUUCUCAUACUUCAAGCAUUUGCUUUGUGGCUAAAAAUAAUGAGAAAGACAUGGAGAUUCAAGAAGAUGAUAGUCAGCCUAGUUCUAGAGGUAUCUGUGAUAACAUGAAAUCAGUUAAUCCACUGGCUAUCAGUUCAGAUGAUGUCAGUUCUGAUGGUGUCUCACAGUAUGUUUCCCAAGAGUAUUAUUCUGUUCCUGCAGAAAAUCAUAAGUUGGAUUUCAGGUCAAAUAACUAUUCUUUAAAUUGCCAGACUUCAGAUAAAUUACAAAUAGGUAAAAAUAAACUGGCAGAUUCAGUGAAUAUCUGCUCUUUUAACAAAUCUGAUGAAAAUAAGAAAGAUAAUUUUGUUUGCAUUAAACCUUCAGUUAAUUCUUUAAUCCAUACUUCACUGACAGACGGUUUCAGACUGUUAAAUUCAUUGACAGAACAUAGGACAGCCUUAGAAAGUCUACAAACAAUUGAGGAAAGUACUGGCAUUUUGCCUGAGAAAGAAAGGCGAAGAAAAAAGCUUGAGUCAGUUGGAACUGAAGCUAAGCGGAGGUUUGCCAAAGUAACUUCUGAAGAGAUGCAGACAUCCUUUCUAUAUUCUGGUUCUCCGAAAUUGAAUUCUUCUUUAAGCAGUGAUGUGGCCGAGCCCACAACAGCAACCAUAAACAGGCUACAUGACCACAGUGAUUAUAAAGAGCCUGAUAGUCCACUAGAGCUUGAAUUAAUACCUGACCAAUGUCCUGAAGACUGUGAGCCUACAGGUUCCAGUUGUCGGCAAGUUGAAUUUCAUGGGUACCAGUUGAAAGGAUCUGCAGCGAGUGAAACAAUGACAAGAGAAUCCAGCUUAUGUGUUAGUUUGGAGCCCUCUAUUGAUAUGGCCGAGUCUGAAAUCACCGCAAAGGAUUCUUCCUUUUCCUCAGCUCAAGAACUGAGCAGCCCUGUGCUGUCUGGUUUUUUUAAGCCUCUAGGAUUAAGUGAUAUUUCAGAACAUGUGUCCAACAUUUCAACUGUUAACAGGGAAUUUGAUUUAAUUGAAGAGCAAGACAAUGAGUUUUUUACAUUCAGCGAGUCUUCUAAUCUUUCAAACAAGAUCAUGACAAAUUCUCCUUCUAAUCUAAUUUUGGAUUUCACACCAUGUGCUUCAAGGGAACUUAAUAAGAUAUUAUCAUUACCAUGGAUUUCUUCACAGUUGUCUGGCUAUCAUUUUUCUCCAAGUCAGAGUAAUAAAAAAACAGCAAUAGACAUGCAUGAAGAAGAAUUCCAGCCAUUGGGAAUUGUUCCAAAUUUACCUAUGGAUGACUCAAAAAGCUUUUUCAAGGAGUCCAGUUGUCCAAAAUCUGACCUGUUGAGACAUCUACCCACUCCUAGAAUGCGAACUCCAGUUGUGACUGUACCUGUCAAUGAAGAACUUGCUGAUUCAGAUGUUUGCUGCAGUAUAAUGACCUCUGAGCAAGUCCAGCAGCCUUUAGAUCUCUCAGAAGUCACCAUCUCUGACAGCCUGAAAACAUUAAGGCCUGAGGACAGGAUGCAUGAAACAUUUGUGGCUGACAACGGUAUAGGAGACAGACAAGGGGUACCUAUACGCAGUGCGUUCCCUAAUGUGUCUGAACAAAAGAGACCAAGCAAGUGGCAAAAAUACCAAAACACAACUUGCAGUGAUUUGAGAACUGAAAAUAGCAAUGAAGUAGCCAUGACUAGUGACAUCCGAGCUGAGAGUUUCUUAGGAAUGGCACUGGAUGACAUAGGAGAGAGUUGGGCUCAUGCCACUGGUAAUAGCCUUCCGGGCUCGGUGCAUCUACAGACAAAGGAAAGCAUGCUUUGUAAACAGUCACAAAACUUGAGCAGCCAAGAUUCUGUUUCAGAAGGAAGGAAACUUUCUCUGCACUUAAAUAAUAAAUUUUGCACUGAGGAAGCACCAAAGGUGUUAGGUCAGUUGAACCGCCACAGCGUGACCAGGCACAUUAAGAAUCCUUCAGAGUUGUUGUUCCCUGGUGCUGAAAUGGUAGAAUGUGCUACUGUCCCUAAAAGGCAAAUACAUAUUCCAGCUGAAUUUCAGUCUCCUGCACAUUAUAAGCAAGUUUUUACUUCUGCUUUGAUCGAACAUUUAAACAUAUUACUGUUUGAAUUGUCACAAAAACUGCAUAAAGCUCUUGAAAAAGUGGAUAUAUCUUUCUAUACUUCAAUGAAAGGACAAGAGCAAAAGAAAUCAUCACCACUUUGCAACCACAAAAUUCCAACAAAAGUAGUUAUGGUCAAAAAAGAAGGUCGAAAUAAGGGUCGAUUUUUCUAUGCCUGUGAGGCUCCUAAAGCUGAUCGGUGUGAUUUUUUUAAGUGGGUAGAAGACGUGCAAUCUGGGCAGGUACUACAGUGUAGGCCUAGCGUUGCAUUUCAUGAUGUGAAGAGCAUUGGAACCUACCUGAGGGGUCAAAAAAUCCCCCUCUAUGAAGAAUGUCAGCUUUUGAUGAGAAAAGCCUUUGACAUUCAACGAAGACAAUUUGGUAAGCUGAAGAAAUGUAAUAUUGCAAAAACAAACUAUGAUUGUGAAUCAAAAAGCAGAUUAUAUCUUAAAUUGAACCGAAAGGAGUCCUCCUCUGUGUACAGCAAAGAUGAUCUUUGGGUUGUUUCCAAGACGCUAACCUUUGAACCCUUGGACACUUUCAUUGCAUGCAGUGUUUUCUUUGGACCAUCCUCUACUAAUGAGGUGGAGUUGGAGCCGCUCAAAGGUUACAGCCCUUCAAAUUGGUGUUCAAAUAUGAUUGUUCAUGCAUUGUUAGUGUGUAAUGCUAGUGCUGAACUCACAACUCUGAGGAAUAUAGAAGAAAAUUUCAGUUCAGCCACUUUACCAAUAAUGCAGCAUCUACUCACAAAGAAUUUCAAAGAUGUAUCUUCCAGUGAUAGAGUCAACAAACAAAAAUUUAAACCACCAGCCUUAAAUACAACUACAGUAAUAUCUGGAAUUCUGAGUCCAGAAAUUAUUAUGAAUCUGGCAAACAAGAUGAUUGAGACAUUUCAGCUGAAUAAGGAUCAGGCCACAGCAUUGAUUCAGAUAGGUGCCAUGAUGGCAUCACAGAAUGUUAAUACAGAAGUAGGGAAGCAUCACGUCCUUCCUAUAACCAUAAUUCAUGGUGUGUUUGGAUCUGGAAAAAGCUAUUUGCUGGCUGUUGUUAUCUUAUUCCUGGUUCAGAUCUUUGAAACCAGUGAAGCAACUAAUGGUAAAAUAUCAGUGCCAUGGAAAGUACUAAUUUCCUCUUCUACAAAUGUGGCUGUAGACAGAGUGUUGCUGUGUCUCCUAGAUCUUGGAUUUGAAGAAUUCAUUAGAGUGGGAAGCAUUAGAAAAAUUGCGAAGUCCAUUCUUCCCCAUAGCUUGCAUGCUGGCUCAGGAUCUGAAAAUGAACAAGUGAAAGAGUUGCUUGCUCUGAUGAAGGAAGACUUGACCCCAGCAGAAAAAGUCUAUGUAAGAAAGACUAUUGAACACCAUAAACUAGGCACCAACAAAGCUCUGCUGCAACAGGUGAGAGUCGUAGGAGCUACCUGUGCUGCAUGCCCAUUCCCGUGCAUGAAAAAUCUUAAAUUUCCCAUAGUGAUUCUGGAUGAGUGCAGCCAAAUGACAGAACCUGCAUCUCUCCUUCCUAUUGCAAGGUUUGGAUGUGAAAAGCUGAUUCUAGUUGGAGACUCAAAGCAACUGCCACCCACGAUUCAAGGAUCUGAAAGUACACACAGUCAUGGUCUGGAGCAAACCCUCUUUGAUAGACUAGGUUUGAUGGGACAUGAGCCAAUAUUGCUUAGGACACAGUAUCGUUGUCAUCCUGCUAUCUCUGCCAUAGCCAGUGACCUAUUUUAUGAGGGGAAAUUGUUGAAUGGCAUUUCUGAAAUGGAUCGCACUCCUCUGAUGGAGUGGUUACCAACACUUUGUUUUUAUAAUGUUAAUGGCUUAGAGCAGAUGGAAAGAGACAAUAGUUUCCAUAAUAUGGCAGAAGCUUCCUUCUCUGUUAAGCUAAUUGAAGCUCUGAUUGCAAGUGGAGCAGAGGGAUCUAUGAUUGGGGUGAUAACCCUCUAUAAGUCACAAAUGAGCAAGAUUUGUAACUUACUUGGUGCUAUAAACUCAGACACUUUCCAAAUUAAAGCUGUCCAGGUGUCCACUGUGGAUGCUUUUCAAGGGGCAGAAAAGGAAAUCAUUAUAUUAUCUUGUGUAAGGACAAAACAAGUUGGCUUCAUUGAUUCAGAAAAGCGAAUGAACGUGGCACUGACAAGAGGAAAGAGACAUUUAUUGAUAGUGGGAAAUCUGAACUGUUUAAGAAAGAACAAAUUAUGGGGAAGUGUCAUUCAGCAUUGUUCAGAAAGAAAAAAUGGAUUGCAGCAUGUUGGUGAAUGUGAGCAGCUACUGAGUGAUAUUAUUAAAUCUUGUUUACAAAGGAAGAAGGAAGAAGAAAUAAACCGACCCAAGGUCUAAAAAAUCAACAAUUUUCACAGAAAAUGAAUGGAUACACAUGUGCUUUUUCUAUGUGGAACAUGUAAAAUACCUUGAAUACCAUCAGAAUAUAGUUGUUGCUUUUUAAAAUCCCGCCAGUAUUCCAGUUACAUUUAUUAAAAGGUUAGUAAAGUGUUUCCAUAUAAUUAGGGCAUGGUAAACAGGAUACCACCAAUAGUGACUGAGCCUUCCUUUUCAACAUGCAUUUUUAUUAUAGUUAUUUUUACUAUACUGGUGUCUUAAUUACUUUAAA